CAUCAUGAACGGAUUGAUCGUAACCGCUUGCUUGUUCGUUACCGUAACUGUAACGUCAGCUUUCAACCCCGCACAAGGCCUACCAUGUCACGUGGUAACAGCAGCCCGAGGUCGGUGUUUUCAAGGAGGAUGCCCCAGUAAUUACAGACCGUCCAAAAUAACCAACCCAAAUAUCUGUUCUAGUGAGAGGGGUUUGUACCCUUCAGUGUGCUGUGAACCAUACCCUGCCGUGAACAACCCUACAGACCCUUGGAAUACAAGCCCUCCUAAUCCCACAACUAGACAAGAUAUCGACAAUAUCUGUGGACGCUCUAAAUCUCAGAGAAUCCUUGGUGGUACCAAGAGUGCCGAGUGUGCUUGGCCAUGGCAAGUGUCUAUCCGAGGUAACACUCAGGGCAAUGGAUACACUACCUAUGAGAACAGUUUACCUCUGUGUGCCGGAGUUCUGAUUGAUCGACGAUGGAUUCUAACUUCAGCUUAUUGUCCGUUAUUAGCUGGUUACGGUAACGGGGCUACCGAUGUGAGUAAAAACCUACUGGUAGUAGUCGGAGAGAAUAAUAUUGAUAAAAAGGAGGCCAACAAUGUGUAUGGUCAAAAGAAGGAACAAAUCAUCUCUGUGACCCGUCAUUUUACCCACCCUCUCUUCAAAUACAGUAAUCCCAGCGGCUACCCUCAGUUACUUAAUCUUAACAGUGCCGAGGUUUCACCAUACAAUGUGGCCUUGUUGCGACUUAGUCAAGAUGUUCAAUUUGAUGAAUGUCGUAAACCAGCCUGUCUUCCUCCGAACCUCAACAUCAACAACAGAGCUUACUACCCUAAUACCUACCAACAGAACACCAAUCAACAGUACCAAUACCAAAACCAAUACCAGAAUCAGUUCCAAAACCAAAAUCAGUUCCAAAGGAACCAACAGGAUGAGAAAUGUGGUAGAAAGGAUUGCUAUGUCGCUGGCUGGGGAUUGUAUGAUAACACUACUUAUUCUUCCUUCUUACUUCAAACUCAAGUCCAACUCUUCCCAACAGACGUCUGCGAUGCUAUUUAUAGAGCUUCCGGUUUGAACAAACGCCCGGAUGCUACCUCGUGCGCUGAACCUCUUAACAGAGGCAAAGUACCUUGUGUCGGUGAUAACGGUGGUAUGUUGGUUUGUAAUGAAAAUGGAAGAUGGACAUUGAAGGGAAUCAUCUCUAAAUCAUUUGUAGAAUGUGACGACAAGAAACCAAUCACCGUCGCUGAUGUGACUGACAAUCAGAUUCGACGCUGGAUCGACUACAUCCGGGAUUCUAACACUACUUUCUAAGCAAUCAAAUUUAUACCAUUUUAAGACGCGGACCUAUGAGGAAGCACGUAUAAAUUAUUAUCGUUGUUUAUUAUUAUCAUUCUCUUAAUAUUAUUUUUAAAACAGAAAAUUACUACUAUUAAUGUUUUACACAGACAUCAUAUAAAUUUUGAAUUGUAACGCGGACCUAUGAGGAAGCACUUUCACUCUGUAAAGUUAGUUCAUACGUAAAGAAUAGAGCCAGCAUUACCCAUAUAUAGCACGACUACCAUUAUUCCAACCGAAUCAUUUGAAUACCUUUACAUUUGCAGUCCUAAAUACCUCGUUUUUUUUUACCAUAAAUUGUAAAUACCGAAUCCAAACCUAAUCUUUUUAUUCACUCCAUUUCUCUAGCUCCGACCUCUGUUUAUUAUGAAUUAUAGCUGUUUAUUUUAACAGUUCUGUUAUAAACCAAUGAUCUACUGUUUCUAACAGCGGUGAACGUUUAAACAGAACUAUAGUAAUAAAGGUUAUAUUUUUGAA
Molecule: messenger RNA, 1798 nt
Organism: Lottia gigantea (owl limpet)
Lineage: Eukaryota; Metazoa; Mollusca; Gastropoda; Lottiidae
Exons: 7
Coding region: 5-1297 (430 amino acids)
Biological process (GO): proteolysis
Molecular function (GO): serine-type endopeptidase activity
Source: RefSeq, a predicted model, not a curated record